AACAGAACAUAUCAUCAUGCAAGAUUUCAACGAUGUCAUUCAAAUAGGAGAAAAAUCCACAGACAAGAUGGAUCGUCGAAUGUCAGCCUCUCUGCGCGAGCGACGAGGCUCGAGUUCAACAGACUCGGAAGCAGAUGCAAACCUUGUUCUGGACAGAGCCCGAGUUGCACUUGAAGAAGAGCAUUCUAUGACAUUAUGGUCGGCCAUGAAAAUGUACCCGAAAGCCAUAGGUUGGUCUGUACUGGCAUCAACAUGUAUCGUCAUGGAAGGCUAUGACUUGGUGUAUGGUCAUCUUACCGCAGAUGGAACAUACCAAGUCACCGCGGCGUGGCAGACAGGUCUCACUAAUGGCACCUGUAUUGGCGAGAUGAUUGGCCUCGCAUUGACUGGUAUCUUCGCAGAUAAGUACGGUCAGCGAUGGACAAUCAUCAGCGCUUUGGCUCUUAUCACCAUCACCCCUUCCUACGCUGCUGAGGUCGUGCCAAUGGAACUGCGGCCGUACCUCACUUGCUACGUGAACCUUUGUUGGGUCAUGGGCCAGAUCAUAGGCUCAGGAGUACUUCGAGCACUCGUUGACCGAACGGAUCAAUGGGGAUACAGAAUACCGUAUGCAUUACAAUGGAUAUGGCCAGUCCCACUCGCUGUGGCCAUGUUCCUAGCGCCAGAAAGUCCUUGGUGGCUAGUCCGACAAGGUCGCAUCGAGGAAGCGGAAAGAUCAGUGAACCGACUGACGAGCAAGCGAGGUCAAGAGACAUUCGACAGCCAGAAAGCAGUGGCGGCCAUAAUACAUACCAAUGAGAUGGAGAAACACGUCACGGCGGGCACAUCGUACACGGACUGCUUCAAGGGUAUUGAGCUUCGUCGGACGGAAAUCUGCUGCAUGGUCUGGAUGAUUCAGAUUCUUUGUGGUGGAGGCAUAAUGGCAUUCUCGUCGUACUUUUUCGAACGCGCUGGACUAAACACGGCCUACUCUUUCGACCUUACGAUGGCACAAUACGGACUGGGCGCUGUGGGAGUAUUCAUUGCGUGGGCUCUGAUACCCUGGGUCGGACGACGAACGCUAUUUCUCGUGGGACAGAUGAUCAUGAUGGUCCUCCUGCUCAUCAUUGGAUUCAUCGGCGUGGGGCCCAAGAGCCAGGCAUCGUCUUGGGCAGUUGGGGCGUUGCUUCUGGUCUACGUCUUUGUAUACGACAUCACAGUCGGACCACUAACCUACUCAUUUGUUUCGGAGAUCUCGUCGACAAGAUUACGGCAGAAGACGAUGGUGCUAGCACGGAAUGCAUACCUGGUGGCAAACAUUGUCAACAACGUGCUAACACCGCACAUGCUGAACCCAACAUCAUGGAACUGGGGGCCGAAGACAGGACUGUUUUGGGCAGGAGUGUGUUUCUUGACAAUAGUUUGGGCGUACUAUCGGCUGCCUGAACCAAAAGGACGUACGUGUGCAGAGUUGGAUGAUUUGUUCGAGCGCAAGAUUCCAGCUCGGCAGUUUGCUAGCACAGUAGCGAAUCCGUUCGACAAUGGUCGGCGGCAUGGAUCGGUGGAAGCAGGCUCGAGAAGGCAAGAGUUGCGAAAGGCGGAGGCGAAC
Aureobasidium vineae is the source of this 1588-nucleotide messenger RNA. The record is from the annotation of a GenBank genome assembly. Lineage: Eukaryota; Fungi; Ascomycota; Dothideomycetes; Dothideales; Saccotheciaceae.